Messenger RNA from Closterium sp. NIES-67, 7658 nucleotides. Lineage: Eukaryota; Viridiplantae; Streptophyta; Zygnematophyceae; Desmidiales; Closteriaceae. The record is from the annotation of a GenBank genome assembly.
AGGGCACAUUCCCCCGCAGUGCAGAACAUGUGCUGCUGGCUUCGGGUAUCUCCUCGGCACACGGACACGGCUCACGAUCUACGACCUCAAUACCCUAGAAGUCCUUAAUGUCGCGCUUCGCGCAUCUCCUUAUUCAUAUCGCGGUAUUCUACCGCGAGCCAUGAGCAUGCACGAGUCACGCUCUCUUCUCCGCAACGCCCUUGCUGGCGUCGACGCAGCGCGCCGAGCAGAGCUGGUGGAGUGGGCGGACCAGGGCUCGGGGAACUGGGAAUCGGAUGCGCAAGAUGCGGGCGUACGUGAAUCGUCAGCGCAAUCGGCGGCAGCGCAGUCGGGAGCGCAAUCCGUGUCGCGGGUUCCGCACGACAUUGGCGGCAGUAGGCUUCGCCCCGCAACAUGCGAGAGCGCCAGCACCGGCGACAGGCGGCAGUGGGCGGGCGGGGGAAUAGGGAAGAGCGCAUCCGCGCUUGACGCGCACGAUGUAGUAGUCGCCACGCGGAGCUUCUCCCCCCCGGACAUAGACUCGAUCCGCCAGGCGGAAGACUCAUUCCCCCACAUUGCCCCCCCGCGCUCACCCCGCGCAACCCGCGGACUGGGGGAGAGGAGCAUGACUGAGCGGGCGUUGCGGGGAAGGGGCGCGCCGGCGGCCGCGCUAAGUAGUAGCAUGCAACGGUCUGCUACUCUUGCGCGGUACCUACAGGACCGGAGCUUUCGAGAGCACGUACGGCAGCGAAUAGGCACGUGGUCGCUGAGCAUGCCUGUGAGACGCUUGAUGCCUCUCCCGUUCAGCCUCAGGCAAGUGGCCGCUGCUGCUGCCGCAGCCACAGCAACAGGCGUUCAGCAGCAGCAGCAGCAGCAGCAGCAGCAGCAGCAGCAGCAGCAGCAGCAGCAGCAGCAGCAGCAGCAGCAGCAGCAGCAGCAGCAGCAGCAGCAGCAGCAGCAGCAGCAGCAGCAGCAGCAGCAGCAGCAGCAGCAGCAGCAGCAGCAGCAUCAGAUGGAGUUAUUGCAGGAUGCUUUGAGUGCAGCACGUGCAGACGCGGCAGCACCGGUGCGAGGAAGAGGAGGAGGAGGGUCAGUAGAGAAAGCACCGUGGGAAGGAGGGCCAAGCCGGCUCUUUGGAUCUGAAGUGGGAGCAGUGGUGGGCGGUGGGGGAGGAGGAGGGCAAGGAGGAGCAAGAAGGGGAACAAGUGGCGGUGGAGAAACGGAUUCAUUCUUGCUUCCUUCCUCUUUUACUGGGGAUAGUAUGGCAAUGCGGCACCAGCGGCCAUGUGACCCUGUAACUCGCCCCGUGCCUCCCAAUUCAGCGAGGCUUGGUGACCGGACCUUAUCUGGGCGAAGGUAUACGCUGCCUGAGAGUGCAGCCGCUGCCACUGCCACUGCUGGUGCUGCUGCUGCUGGCGCUGGUGUUGCUGCUGCUGCUGCUGCUGCUGGCGCUGGUGCAGCUGGUACUGCAGGCAGAGGAGGGGAAGCAGGGUUGGGCGGAGGAGGGCGAGGCGAGGCGGAUCCUGUGUCUGUGAAGAUGGCAGUGAUGAUGGAACGGCUGAUGGCAGGCCGAGGGCUGCCUCGGGUCGAUGGAGGGGUUGCGGUGCUAGCAGGAGGGGGAGGAGGUGGUGGCGGCGGCGGCGGCGGUGCUGCUGCAGCUGCAGCUGCAGCAGCAGCAGCAGCAGCAUCAGGUGCAUUGUCAGAUCGGGCGUUUGCUUCGUCCUCGUCCAGGCGUGUCGCUGCGAUGGAGGGGCCUUCGUCAGCGUCGUCAUCGGUAUCAUCAGCAGCAUCGGCAGCUGCAGAUGCGGCGGGAGCAGCCCAGCCAUCCGUGUUGGACCGUGCUGCUUCCAGCAGGCGAUAUGGGCAGGUGCAUGCACUGGGCCCUCCUGGCCUAGGCGCCAGUGACGUGGCAGCAGCAGCAGCAGCAGCAGCAGCAGCAGGAGCAGGAUCAGGAGCAGAGGGUGGCAGGAUGCUGCAGAAGCCGUUUGAGCGAUCUGUCUCCGCGCGGCGGUUCACAGAGUUGGACGAGUCACUGAGGGGGGCAGGCAGCAGGCAGAGUGCAGGGUUGUUGAAUGGCAAUAGGACACUGAAUGGCACCGGGCCGUUGAAUGGCAACGGGCUGUACUGGAUGGACCUCACCAGACGCAUCACAGAUGAGCGGGUGGAAAGGCGGGGUGAUGGUUCUGGUGCUGGUCCUGGUGCUGGUCCUGGUGCUGGUCCUGGUGCUGGUGGGGAGUUGCCGUCUCUGCGUGUCUUGCUAUCGCCGAGAUCACAGCAGCAUCAGAAUCCUGGAGAUCCUGGCCAUUCGUUCCGUUCUAGUCGCCAGUACGAUCAGCAGCACCAGCAGGGAUUGCACUACCAGCGUCUCGAUUUCCCCCAUGCCCCUCAGCAGCAGCAGCAGCAGCAGAUGGGACAGCAGAUGCGGCAGCAGAUGCAGCAGCAGAUGCAGCUUUGGCAACUCCAGCAGCAGAAGCAGCAGCAGCAGCAGCAGAGGCGGCCCACUCCCCUGCCCGGACCCGUCCCUGGCUCCACACCGGGACGCCUGUCCCGCGCUCGCACGCUGUCCAAGGCAAAGAGCGAGCCCCGAGGCCACCUCAACGACGUCCCUGUGCCACUCUACCCCUCCAUGACCCCUCCCUCCGUUGCCCUCCCUCCCCUCCCCGCCUCUCGCUUCACCUCCCACCUUCCCGCCAGCUGCUCUGCCUCGGGUGUGAGGCCUGCAGGCCGGAUGGACAUGAGGAACAACAGCGGCAUUAACAGUCUCGGUAUGAGUGUCAGUACGAGUGAGGCCCCCCAUGCUGUGGCACUAGCAGGUGAGGGGCCCAUGCCAUUGCCAGCCCCUGCUGCUGGCUCCGCUAUCCAGCUCAGUCGCCGCAAUUCUGGAUUUGUGGUGCCGCAGAUCGCCAUUCCUGGCUCCAACAGCAACGACGCUGAUUCCCCUUCCGCCCUUGUGGUCCCGCUCCCCCACUCUGGUCCCGCUGAUGCUGCUGCUGCUGGUGCGGCCGCUUCUGCCGCUGCUGCUGCUGCUGCUGCUGCUGCUGCUGCUGCUGCUGUUAGCAUCGCUGCUACUUCGUCUUCUUCUUCCUCUUCUUCGUCGACUGCUGCUGCUGCUGCCAGUGUGGCAGCAGCAGGGAUGGGACGAGCAUCACGCACAGCAGCGGCAGGAGCAAAGGCAGGCAUGCACGGCCGCAGCAGCGCCAGUGCGAGGGGUGGACCAGGAGUGGCAGCAGCAGGCUUGGGCGCAGCAGCAGGUGCCGGCUUGGGGCCAGCAGCAGCAGUAGCAGGAGUAGCAGGAGGAGGUAUGGGGCGGGCGGGUGCAGGCAGGUCUGCGCUCUCUGCCUCUCGCUCCCUGCGCAAGUCGCAGAGUGCCCCUCGCAGUGCCAUGGAUGCGGAUGCCGACGCUGCUCUCCUGCUCGCCUCCUCUGGCAACCUCCCCUGGACCCACAGUCCUCUGGCGUUCAAGCCUGCUGCUGCUGCUGCUGGUGAUGCUGCUCCUGGUGGAGCAACUGCAGCGGCAGCCGCCGCAGCAGCAGCGGCAGUACAACGAUCUGCCAUGCAGGAACAGAGACAGCAACAGCAGCAGCAGCAGCAGCAGCAGCAAGUCCAGCAGAGCAGCUCGUCUCUUCCCCGUCCCCGCCCUGCCCUGCGCAUCACUGUGCCCUCCUCUGCCUCCGAACUCCCUCUUGCUGGUGCCACUGCAGUGGUUCCCUUUGCCAGAGUGCGAGUGUCUCAAAUGUCCCCCAGACUGCCCUCUGCUGGCCUGCCCCCUCUCUCCCCUGGCCCGAACUCCGCCCGACGCCUCUUCCUCUCCCAUUCCUUCUCCUCGUCUGCUGCUGCUGCGGCUGCUGCUGCUGGUGAUGGUGCUGAUGCUGGUGGUGGUUCGUCGGCCACUGCAGUUGGGGGGAACACAAGGGAACCAGGUGUAUCUGGCACGGCUGCAUCUGGUGCAGGCACAGCUGCAAUGGGCAUGAGGAGAGCAGAUGGAAAGGCGGCUCUGAGGGAGAGGCGCGGCCUCCCUGGGGCGACCUCCGUUGCUGCUGCUGCUGCUGCUGCUGACCCAAUGGAGAGAGAGAGGGAGAGAGGAGGGAAGGAGAGUAGAAGAGCCGGUGGUGCAGCUGCCGCUGGUGCUGGUGGUGGUGGUGGUGGAUCUCGGGACUGGAGGGGUGUGAACAGACAUGCUGCUGGGGUUGGUGUUUCUUCUGCUGCUUCUGCUGCUGCUGCAGCCGCCAAUGCUGCUGCUGCACGUGUGGAUGUGGAAGGCAGCGUGACAUGGUUGGACAGAGCGGGCUCGAAAACAGCCGUGGCAGCUGCUGCAGGUGUGGCAGGCGUGGUGGGCAUGGGGAGCACGGAGGCAAGGCAAGAGGUAUGUGUGGCCUCCCUAUCUGCCCCUCUGCCUGGGACUGUUGAGGCGACUCGCAAGCUCUCUGGCUUUCCAGCUGCACCCGUGGUUGCUUCUGCUGCUGCUAAUGUCAGAACAGCAGCCAGUGCAACAUCUAGAGCAGCAGCAGAAGUAGAAGAAGCCGCAGCAGCAGAGGCAGCCAUGGACGGGGUGGGAGGUGCAGUGAUGGCAUGGGCAGUGCGUGCAGUGCAGAGCGGUGUGGCGCCUCCCCCCCCUGCUGCUGUUCGCCGUGCUGCCUCGUUGCGGUCAAAGCGCUCCAGGCAUGGCACACAGCGCCACAAUGGAUGUGCAGAAGCGGCACCUGCCGCUGCUGCCACUGCAACCGCCGCACCAGGGGGGUGGAAGGAACAAGGCCGGAAAGGCGGAGCAGAAGCAACAGCAGCAGGAGGAGGAGUGGCAGCAGUGUCUGAAGGCGUGAGUGCGUGGGUGGGGAGCGUGACAGAAGGUGUUGGCACGGGGCUAGCACGGGACAGGGUGCCGGCAUGCGCGCGGUUGCACGACGACGAGGGCCCGUGCUGCGAUGAGACGCUACUGCAGGAGAUGCAGCUCCCCCUGUUCUUCCACUCCGGGCCCCCUCUACAGCACGUGCUCGCCCUUGGCUUGCCUCCUGGCGCCCUGCUGCCAUACGCCACUGCAGCUGUAGGAGAAGCAGGAGCAGGAGAGAGCAUGGGGGGAGGAGGAGAGUGGGAAAAGGCUGACGGGGGAGGAGGUUCUGGGGUUUCAGCACUGGAGGCAGAUGGGGGUUUUGUUAGCCGAACAGAGGCAGCGCACGCGGGCAGUACAGGUGAGGAGGGUCUUACCACCACCAGCACCACCACCAGCACCAUCAGCAGCACCAUCAGCAGCACCAGCAGCAGGAGGCCGUACGCUCAGCGUGUGUUCCGCACGGCCCGCUUCCCUCUCUCUCUCGGCGCAGUCGUGUCCGCCCUGUCAGACCACAUGAGCCCUUUGGCUCCCCCCGGCUCCAAUCUCGCCCUCACCGCUGCCACUGCCGCUGCGGCCGCCGUUGCAGCCGCUUCUGCCUCUGGUGUGACAGCUGCUCCUGUCUCCUCCUCCUCCCCUGUGCCCGUCGCCUCUCCCUGGAAACCCACCACUCCCCAGUUCUCGGAAUCCGCUCCGCAGCCUGAGCCCCCUGCAGCCCCUGCUGCUGCUGCUGCUACUGGCACCGCUGCUGCUGCCGCUGCUGCUCCUGCUGCUGCACAGUCCAGAGCAGAGCAGGACAUAUUUCUGCCACUGGGUGCGCAUGCGGCUGUGGCUGCUGCUGCACAACCCACAGUAGGCAGGGUGGCCGGAAUAGGGAGAGGAGUGGCAGUCAAGGGUGCGAGAGUGGUGGAGAGAAAUGUACCCAUGCAGGUGGAAACAGUUAAAGGCAGCAGUUCUGCUGCUAUCUCUGCCUCUGCUCCUUCGUCUUCUUCUGCUGCUGCUGCUGCUGCUGCUGGUAUUCGAGUGGGAGCAGGAGACGCAGCGAGUCAGAAGCAAGGGCACACACCAUGUCGCAGCAACCCCCUGGUAGUAGGGCAGCUGAAACCUGCAUCUCAUGUUGCUGCCUCCUCUACCAACACCACCACCAACAAGAACAACAGCAGCAACAUUAACCACGGCAGAAGCAGCAGCAGCGGAAGCAGCAGCGGCAGCUACAGCAACAGCAGAAGCAGUUUGCAGUCUCCAAACGCAAAACCCAAUCACUCCUCCCCUUUUGACCCAGAGGCCACUUCUGUUCCUUCACCCUCCCCUUGCCUUCCCCCCAAGAUCACGUUCCCCAUUCGUUCACCCCUCCUCUCCUCCCCCGCUCAUCCCACCGCCUCCCCCUCCUACUCGCCUCACCCCCCUCGCGCCCCUCCUCCCCCUGCUGUUGCUCUCUCCCCUCGCCGUGCGCAUGUGGGCGUGCAGGAGAGGGAAGGGGAGAGUGUGGGAGAAAUGGGAUGGGAGGGGCGGAAGGCGGUUGGUGCUGCUGCUGCUGCUGCUGGUACUGGUGCUGGUGCUGGUGUUGGUGCUGGUGCUGGUGCCGGUGCCAGUGCUGGUGCCGGUGCCAGUACUGGUGUUUUUCCUGCUGGCGUUUUGCUGUUGAGUGAACCCCCCCACCAGCACCAGCCGUCCCCUUCCUAUCCCCUCGUCCAACCGCACCCUCCUGCUCACAGCAACACCUCGCCCCCUCGGCCCUCCCCCCACAACCGGCUCUCCCACUCCUCCUCCUCGUCCUCCUCCUCCUCAAUCCCCCUGCGCACCAUCACUGCCCCUGCUUCUGCCACUCGCACUAUCUCUCCCAUCCGCCCUGCCAGCACCUCCAGUGCAGACAAGAGCCGCCCUGCCAGCAGCACCACCAGUGCUCAUAAGAACCAGCUGGCCAGCAGCACAACAGUGGUGGUGGUGGCAACUUUGGAGCAAGCGCAAGGGUCGGCUGGUGGUGCUGGUGCUCCUCCUUAUGGCGCGUCCCACUCCACUAGUGUUUCUCCUCCUCCCUGCACCGCCAAUGGUGCUGUUAUGGCCCCUGGGAUUGCCAAUGGUGCUGUGAAGUCUUCCCCUGGCAAGGCAGGGCGAGUGGUGUCGUCAGCGGUAGCGAGGACGGGAGGAGCCGACGCAAGCAGGCAAGGCCAGUCUUCUGCUGCUGCUUCUGCUGCUGCCUCUGCUCUUGCUUCUGCUCCUGCUGCUGCUUCCGGUGCUGCGGUUGUUACUGCUUCCCCUGGGGCUCCUCCUGGCGCUGCUGCUGGUGCUCCUGGUGGCGGAGACACAACAGCAGCAGCAAUAGCAACAGCAGCUGCAGCAGCAACAGCAACGGCAGCAGCAGCAAAUGUCGGAUCGUAUACGGAGAGGAGCGCUGAAAGCGGCGGGAGUAGAGACGAGAAUCCGCAGCAGCAGGGGAGUGCCGUGGGGGAAGGCUGGAGGAAGAAGAUCAGGGGGAACGUGCUGAGCCGGGGCAGUAUGAUGAAUGGACGGAGGGGAGGUAGGGGAGGGAUUGGGGGCCGCGGUGGCAAGAGCAGUGCAGCAGCAGCAGCAGCAGCAGCAGCAACGGGGCAUGGCGUGGGCGGUUUAGCUAGCAGCAAGGUCCCAGGGGUGGCGGGGACUGGGUCUGGGAGGCAACAUCCCCUGGCUGCUGCCCUUGGAGACUUCAGCUUGGAUCCAUGACUUGUGGGAUAGUUGGGCGAUGAGGGCGCUGUGAGCGCUGAGGGUGCUGAGGGCGCUGUGGUGUGCAUAGAAGAGCUCUGACUGAAGUUCAGCAGAAGUAAUUCAUACUGGUUUGCGUACUUUGACCACCUUGGGGCAACUAACCUUAAUCUGUACU